AAGUCAUUGCAGCUCUCUUAGUUUUAAGACUGCUCUUUUCAGAGGGAGGACUCUCCAGCCGCUACAUAAAACACCUACGCCCAGAGAUCCGCACGCGCAUACAGUACCUCCUAACACACACUCCUUCUGAACCUUGUGGAGGACCUUCAUCCUAAAACCUAUACACAGUGAGCCCAGAGCGUGGUGGUGUCCAGACAUCAAGAUGGCAGCACAGGGAGCCCCAGGCAUGGCCAACAAAGGUCCAUCCUACGGACUGAGUCGCCAGGUGCAAGACAAGAUCGAUAAGAAGUAUGACCCCGAUCUUGAGCAGCGUCUGGUGGAGUGGAUUAUGGCCCAGUGCGGUUCUGGUGUGGGGAAGCCUGCAGAAGGAAAGCAUGGCUUCCAGGAUUGGCUGAAAGAUGGAUGCGUCCUGAGCGAGCUCAUCAACAGUCUCCAUGAUGUAGACAAGCCUGUAAAAAAGAUCCAAAGUUCACCAAUGGCCUUCAAACAGAUGGAGCAGGUGUCUCAGUUCCUUAAUGCCGCAGAGGCAUAUGGCGUCACCAAAACCGACAUGUUUCAGACUGUCGAUCUCUGGGAGGGAAAAGACUUGGCUGCAGUGCAACGAACACUGAUGGCUCUUGGCAGCAUUGCAGUCACAAAGGAUGAUGGGACUUUCCGUGGUAAUCCUGACUGGUUCUUCAAGAAAGCUCAGGAGAACCGGAGGGACUUUUCUGAUGACCAGCUAAAAUCGGGGAAGAGUGUUAUCGGCCUGCAGAUGGGCUCCAACAAAGGGGCAUCCCAAGCUGGCAUGACAGGCUAUGGUAGACCCAGGCAGAUCCUAAACCCUUAAAUCCACUAAUUUCCAACCCCCAUCCAUUCAAUUCCCCUUCCCACUCUAAACAUGUCGCCAAAGUCUUAAAUCUACCACACCGACCGUAUACAGACAGCAUAAGGAGAUAAACAUAUACACACUCAUGCACUCCUACAGUAACCAAUCAACAUAUUGUAAAUCUUGGACAAAGAGUAAUGAGUUGCUGAAAAUGUUGAACGAAUUCCCAAAUACAGCAGAUGAACGAUGUAAAUUUGUUAACGUUUGGCUCUCGUGCCGAUGUUUUAAAAUGUUACAGUAGUAUCAAUGUAAUAAAAGAGGUAGCUGACUAACAAAAGAUUUUAAUCAUUUGGAUGUCUGUGAUAACACUUUUAUUUUAGCAAACCUGUACUUCUAUGGUCAAAGUUCUAUGCAAAUAAAGGUAUGCUAAAACAA
This is a messenger RNA of Tachysurus fulvidraco (yellow catfish), 1243 nucleotides long. RefSeq names its product transgelin (gene tagln). The coding region runs from base 203 to 829 and encodes 208 amino acids. Gene Ontology annotation, molecular function: protein binding. The transcript has 6 exons. Lineage: Eukaryota; Metazoa; Chordata; Actinopteri; Siluriformes; Bagridae. The record is from RefSeq and is a predicted model, not a curated record.